Pseudonaja textilis is the source of this 906-nucleotide messenger RNA. Lineage: Eukaryota; Metazoa; Chordata; Lepidosauria; Squamata; Elapidae. The record is from RefSeq and is a predicted model, not a curated record.
AUGGAAAAAUGCACCAAAUGUCCAGAUGAUAAAUAUCCAAAUAAGGACCGUGUUCACUGUAUCCCCAAAGUAAUAUCCUUCCUGUUGUAUGAAGACUAUCUGGCCAUCAUCCUAGUCUCCUUUUCCCUACUCUUGUUCCUAACAACAGGAUUUGUGUUAAUCAUGUUCCUUCAGUACCAAGAAACUCCCAUUGUUAAAGCCAACAACCGGGACCUCUCUUACAUCCUCCUGGUCUCUCUCCUGCUUUGCUUCUUCUCUCCUUUUCUUUUCAUUGGUCAACCAAGGAAAGUUACCUGCCUCUUCCAACAAAUGAUUUUCAGCAUUACCUUCUCAGUUGCCAUUUCUUCACUCUUGGCCAAAACGAUCACAGUGGUUCUGGCUUUCCUGGCCACAAAACCAGGAAAUAAAGUGAAAAGAUGGUUGGGGAAGAGCUUGGCCAACUGCAUCAUCUUUUUUUGUUCUGCUGGCCAAAUUAUCAUCUGCUCCAUCUGGGUUGGAUAUUCUCCCCCAUUCCCUGACUCUGACAUUCACUCCCAGCCUGGAGUGAUCAUCCUGCAAUGCAAUGAAGGGUCCGUUGUCAUGUUCUACAUCACCCUCAGCUACCUGGGCAUCCUGGCUGCCAUCUGCUUCACGGUGGCUUUUCUGGCCAGGAAUCUGCCUGGUAGCUUCAAUGAAGCCAAACUGAUCACCUUCAGCAUGCUGGUCUUCUGCAGUGUCUGGGUGAGUUUUGUGCCCACCUACUUGAGCACCAAAGGAAAAUACAUGGUGGCUGUUCAGGUCUUCUCCAUCUUGGCCUCUGCUGCUGGUCUUCUGGGCUGCAUCUUCAUUCCCAAGUGCUACAUUAUCAUUCUGAGGCCAGACCUGAAUACAAGGGAGCAACUUACAAGAAGAAAUGAAGAGAUAUGA